Molecule: messenger RNA, 28307 nt
Organism: Porites evermanni
Lineage: Eukaryota; Metazoa; Cnidaria; Anthozoa; Scleractinia; Poritidae
Source: the annotation of a GenBank genome assembly
AUGAAGAAAUCCAAAGCGGGACAGGCAACGCUCUUUCAGAGUUGGGGACAUUCAGCAGCUACCCAGGCACCUUCGAAUUCCUCUUCACGAAAUGCGAAUUCAAACAGGGUUUUGCAGCCUCAAAACGGAGUUUACAGCGGCUUUGAUCCAAAUAAUAUCGUAGACCUGGGAGAGGAUGAUGAUGAUGAAUUACUAGCUGCUGCGGAAGAAAUCGCACCUUUCAACGACACCGCCAAUGUUCCAGCCACCGCUCGGCAGACAAUUGCUACAAAAAACAUCUUAACGAAUCAUGACGAAGUUGAAGUCAUUCCUGGUUUCGAUCUUGAAGCUGGAAAUGUUUGGAUUUACCCUACAAAUUACCCCAUUAGGAAUUAUCAAUACGAUAUUGUACAACAGGCUCUUUAUAAGAACACUUUAGUGACUUUGCCAACUGGCUUGGGAAAAACUUUUAUUGCAGCAGUUGUGAUGUACAAUUUCUACAGGUGGUACCCUCAGGGGAAGGUGAUUUUUAUGGCACCCACAAAACCUUUGGUUGCACAGCAAAUUGAAGCUUGUUUUAAUAUCAUGGGGAUUCCACAAUCUGAUACAGCUGAGAUGACAGGUGAGGGCCACACAAAGUCGUUUCUACUAUCUGUGACAAAAUGCGUUGAGACACUUCGCCCAAAACUGGACUUUUUCACGUUUUACUAACUUCAAAAGGUGGAAAUAUAGCUUUUCCUCCCCCAUCCCCUCCUUGCAAUGUUGUGCCAAUGUGCAAGCUACCUAUAGAAAACAACAAACACCCCAACUUUGAAUGGAAGGGUCCGGGGAGGGGUGCGGAUUCUUUUGUUCUCCGAAGUACCUAUUUGAGUGCAAUGUCUCAACAAUAAUUAUUUUGUUGCUGAUUGUAUACAAGUCGUUUUGAUACAAGUCAUUUUGAUACGUUUUGAUACAAGUUUUCAAGGUGUAAAUAGUUUCACCUACUUGGCUUAAAGAAUGAAGAAUAUUCGCUCCAAAUGUUUUUCUUGUUCAUGUGCAAACUAUACUUGAAGUAACUGAAAUUUGUUGUUGUAUAUGGAAUGGCCCUGAGAAAUUAAAUCAAUUAAACUAUUUAAGAACCAGCCCUCCUAUGUCCUGGAUUCUUUAAAAGGUGAGAAUGAGUAAAAAAUAAGCCAACCUAGACCACUGUAUUUGUCCACUAAAUUUUGGAUCCUGAUUGCAUGAUAGUUCUAAAAGGUUAAGGUUGCAGUUGCAAAUAGGCCCCUCUGGUGUUUACGGUAUGUUGAGUAGGAUAGGCUUUGUUGGUAUAGUGACAAAUGUAAGCUUACAGUGUAUUUCUGUUAAGAGGAAUUGAACAGAGCUCCUUGCAUGAAGGACACUAAAAGCAUGGCAAAGAUUUAAUCAUUCUAUUUUUCUUCAUUCCUGUCAGGAAACAUGGCCCCUAAUAAACGACAAUCCCUGUGGCAGAGUCGGCGUGUUUUCUUUCUCACACCCCAAGUUUUACAGAAUGAUUUAAACCGAGGUUCUUGUAGAGCAGAAGAAGUUGUCCUCCUUGUGGCAGAUGAAGCACACAAGGCACUUGGGAACCAUGCAUACUGUCAAGUAAGAAAGAGAGUGAAAUGUUAGCUCUUCUUUCUGGUAAUGUUCAAACUUGGAAAUAAUAAAAAAGAAACCGAGUUCAUCUAAAAACUCUGUUUGUUUCAAAUUAUUUAGGUUGUUCGUGAAAUCUCUGGUUACACCAGGAAUUUUCGAGUCCUAGCUCUCAGUGCAACACCUGGAGAUGAUCUUGAGGUACUAAAUUAUGAAAGUACAUGUACAUGUACUUCCUUUCUGCAUUUAAAAAGAUUUUGUGUAUGACAACUUGCUUCUUAUUUCUGGUCGAUGCCUAGAAUAUGACUAGAUGAAAACUGACUCUUUAAGGCUCAAUAUCUCUUACAACUUUCUGGAUCUUUAACAUUCUCUAGACUACUAUCCCUCACCAAUGUGUUUAUGUAUGUAUAUGUAGGACUUCCUUUUGCAGGCCUCCCAUGUGUAGGCACCCAUGUUAGCACUCAUCAUGAAAAACCAGUCUAGAUAGUGCAAUUCUUAUGUUCCAUAUGGUUGUGGUCACCUUUUCUAAGCUGCCACACAGCUCACUAUUAAUUUUUUUUGGCUUUGUAAUUCUGGGAUAUAUUUUUCACCAUUGGCAGCAUUCUUGUAUAGACUCUUUUUUGUCAGGUUUUUUUCAAGGACCGUGUAGUGGUAGUGCCAUAUGAUGAUGUUUUAGAUAGUCUUGUUUGAUUAUGGCAUUUUGAUUGCCUGAUGAAGACCAGAAGUACACGGUCAAAACAUUGCGAUCAAUAUCAAAGUGUCUACCACAAAACAAGUUUAAACAAGCCUUACUUUGCUUUAUAACUUUUUGGGUAUCCUUUUUUUUUAUGUAGGCUGUACAGCAAGUCAUCACCAAUCUGCUGAUCUCUCACAUGGAGCUUCGUUCCGAAGAAUCACCUGAUAUUCAGCCAUAUACACACAGUCGAAAGGUGGAGAAGGUGGUUGUCUCUCUUGGAGAAGAUAUAUCUAAAAUUAAGGCUUCAUAUCUGAAGGUAUGGUUAGAGGGAUGUGCAGAUUCUUAUCUUAACCUACGUUUUGGCAUUUCUGUACCUUCAAUUCCAUUCUACUUCUUAUCAGUGAAUACUGGUACAUGAGAACCCAUUCUUUACAAAUGUUAAGUGUCCAGUGAAAGUAGCCUGCAAUCAUUCCCUCCCUGUAUCUCUAUAUACGCCUUUUGUGGUGGAAGGGCAUGAUUCAUUUGAUUACUGGUUUUGAACUCGUUUUGUACUGUGACAGCAUGCUUCAAAACGUUCCUCUUACCAAAAACUGUGUCAUUACGUUACUGCAGGUUUUGGAGGGUGUGGUGAGUCGGCUGUUUUGUCAGCGAGCUCUGUGGCAGAGAGAUCCUCAGCGAGUUACUAAGUUUCUUCUGUUGAGUGCACGAGACCAGUUCAGAAAAAGGAUGAACGAGCAAGGAGGAAUGGUGAGAAAAACUAUCUAUUUCGUUGAUACUUCUUGUGGAAAGACCCAAGAGAUGUUCAAACUUUUAAGGUUGUUUACUUGAAUGAACAUGUGUUUUUUUUUGGCAUUUUUCUUUUCGGUGUUGGAUAUGUAAUGCUUGAAGGGGAAAGAGCUGUAAGUCAGUAGCUGUUAACGUCUAGCUUUAAAUUAAAGGUUUCCUCUAGGCUGAAAGUCAGACGUUCGUCAGAUGUCUGACUUUGAGAUGACCAUGUAUCUGGCCCUUAAUUCUAUACAUGUAUACAUGGCCCUUAAUUCUAUAAUUGUAAUAUAAACUUUUAGGAGAUGAUUGCUUUUUAAAUGUUUCCUCAUCAGUACCAUUACGGUUGCAGCGCCAAGUGCACGGAAUGUGGAAGCUUCAUUUGACCACUUAUCAAGGAUAGCUUCUUUUAUAACUUUAACGUUCUUGUUUCUUUCAGGACCGUAACCAACAGAGUCGGAUUGAAGCGGACUUUGCCAUGUGCAUCAGUCUGUACCACGCCUAUGAACUCCUGCUACAGCAUGGAAUCCUGUCCUUCUUCAACUUCAUCAAGAGCAUCAUGGACGGCACAAAGGGUAUGCCACGAGCCAAAACAGAAAUCACCAAGAACUACGAAUUUUCGCAGCUCAUGGAUGAACUGCGAGAAGAAAUUGAGCCAACGAUGGAGAGCAACGCCAAUGAAAGUCUUCUGUUUUCGCAGUUUUCUCCCAGGAGACGCGCGCUCAUGAACGUGCCCAAGCCAAGCGCAACGUUUAAGAGUCAUCCCAAGUUGAUGAAACUUAAGGAAAUUGUUCUGGAGCAUUUUCAAACGUUUCAGGAUAAAAGUGGGGCUGAUUCCAAGGGUGUGACCACGCGUGUGAUGAUUUUCUCGCAGUACAGAGACAGCGUUAACGAGAUUGCGGCUUUGUUAGCUCAACACAAGCCUUUAGUGCGUGUCAUGAGUUUUAUUGGACAGCAGUCGACGGGGAAGAGUUCCAGAGGACUUUCACAGAAGGAGCAACUUCAGGUGUGGCUAGCGUCUCUUAACUUAAAGCCUAAUGAGAUUUUCCAUCAAGGUCGCUCCCUACCAAGUUGGGGAACUGACCUUGCUUGUUGGCGAAACGACUUAAUAGGGACUUUAAGAUUCAACGACGCGCACGGCAACGAGAACGUCAAAAAACAAUAGGUUUCAUAAGCGAAACAACAACUUAGCACGUGCUUCACGCUCGUUUGUUCAUUUCUUUCCCUGUGUUUGCACGACUACGACGUGAAAAUGCCUAAUUUCGCGUUUUAUAGAAUACGUACACAAGCAACGACGAAAUGUUCUUUCUCUUUCUGAUCUUGGAUAUGGUUCCUAGGAAUUUAACUCCAGGAGGUUCGCCUACAUUUGAUAAAGUAAGUGGGAAGGAAUAAUUGCUAUAAAGACUGAAAGAACGCAAAUUCACUUUUUAACCGACAUUCUCGUUGCCGUCGCGUCGCUGAAUCUUAAGUCCCUAAAACGUUGGCGGAAAGACCGUAAAUCCUUCCUCUUUCCACCUUGUUCGAGAUCUUGUUUCUCUUGUUUUAGCUCAUUGUCGAAUUUCAUUCACUGAGAAAAAUGCGAAAUGGAAAAGGAAAAGAGAGCGCCCUAACUCUCCUCCUUUCCCCCUCCUCCCCUCUACCCCUUCCGACGUUUGCCACUCAGACUUGGAGCUUCUGCAGGGCUGUAUCGACGUUUACGCAUCUACGGGGGGACAUUAUCGCGAGUGCCGAAGGCAAGAACCUUGUGGGGGGUCUGGGGGUAUCCUCCACCAGAACAUUUUCAAAUUUGGAGGCUCUAAAACGCUAUUUUCAGCACUUCUCAUGAGAUAUGCCUCCGAAAAAUCGACCUCGAAUAUGAAAAUGGCAAACAGUUGCAAGUCACUAUAAUCAAGAUAACUGAGUCUAAAGAAAACAAAUCCAUCCAAAGACUUGAUGUGUCUGGCUCAACAGGUCCGGGGGGCAGCUGCCCCCUUACGCCCCCCCCCCCCCCCCCCCCCCCCCCCCCCCCAAUACGCUGCUUCAGCUCACCUUUGGAGGAAGCUAAGUUUUAGGUAGGGCAAGCAAGUCCUGCAUAAAAUAACUAAGUUUUACUCAGUCAGCACUUGGUAUGCCAUGUUAUAUGACGGAACAAGGUAUGACAACCACCAUUACGAAAAAUGUUUCUUCGUUAGGUUGUUCAGCGGUUUCGUCAAGGCGGUUAUAAUACAUUGGUGGCCACAUGUGUUGGCGAGGAGGGUCUGGACAUUGGCGAAGUUGACCUCAUUGUUUGCUUUGACGCGCAUGCUUCUCCUAUCCGCCUGGUGCAGAGAAUGGGGCGAACAGGUCGAAAGAGAGACGGGCGAAUAGUGAUACUCGUUACUGAAGGCAAGGAGGAGCAGGUACUGAAUAGUAAUUAUUAUUUUGCUUUCUAAUUAUAGUUGAAGGAAAAUAAUGCGAAGGUCUAGCCGCGUGCAGGGCAGAAGCAGUGUCGUCUUCACUUCCUCAGUUAUAUUACGACCCUGCGACCUUCCGCUCUGCAAAAUAAAUGUAGUCUGAAAAAAGUAACCUGAAGCUGCGAUUUUAUCUUGUGGACAGACUCUCGUGUUGGGAUUUCGUACCAAAUUUGGCAUUUGCAAUUUCUCGGAGUAGUUACAAACCGGGUCUCCUUGUGGUUACGCCUCUCGCGCAAAUCUCUCGCGGCUGCGUCACUCGAGCAAACAGGGACUUUAAGAUCCAACGACGGGACGGCGACAAGAACGUCGCUUAAAAAGUGAAUUUGCGUUCUUUCAGCGAUUAUUCCUAUCCACUUACUUUGUCAAUUGUAGGCGAACCCUCCUGAAGCUGAAUUUCAAGCGACAAUAUUCAAGCUCAGAAAGAAAAAAAAUUUCGUCGUUGCUUGUUUACGUCCUCCAUAAAACGCGAAAUGAGGCAUUUUCACGUCGUAGUCGUGCAAAAACGGGAAAGAAAUGUACAAAAAAGUGUGAUGCACGUGCGAAGUUGUUGUGUUGCUAAUUAAACCUGUUGUUUUUUGGACGUUCUUGUUGUCGUCCGUGUCGUUGGAUCUUAAAGUCCCUAACCUCUCGCGGCUACACCACGCGCGCAAAACUCUUGCGACUCUACCACUCUCCCAACACUCCUUUACAAGAGAGCCUGCUAGCAGACUGCUGAGAGUCUUGCUGAGAAUUGUUUUGUUGGUUACAGGUUUAUCAGAAGAGUCAAAGAAGUAAAAAGUCAAUUCACAAAGCUGUGAAACAGGCUGCCAAGUCGUUUGAUCUUUACACGGAUAACCCUCGCAUGGUUCCUAGGCAGCUUGUGCCUACAGUGCUAAAAAUGGAGAUGACGGUUGGAAAAUUUCAAGCUCAGAGGUUUGUUACAUCUCCCCAUGACGAGAUUCCGCUAAUUUUUCAUUUAUUCGCUCUUGGCAGCUCUUCACGUCUAUAAUCUAAACCAAACGCCAUGUUAAACAGGGCAUUUUUCUUCCAAGUUAUCGCGCAAUUCGUUUGUGUCGAUGCGUUGGAAGAUGCAGGAGACGUUGCUUAACAAACCCUUAAUUAAAUAAAUAUGUAUCGCGAUUCUGUUACUUCAGUGGAUUUUUAUUUAUUAAUUAGAUGGCUAGUAAGUCAACUAUUUUUUUCUAUCAAUUAGAAGAUUUGAACUAAGUUGUAGACAAUUCUGUUGCUUGCAGCAAAGGCAAAAAGAAGGGGCGGUCUUCCGACGGAGCUGACAUCAAAAGCUUUGCUACUAAAUCGGCGACAACAACUACAAAGAAAACCGAUGGCUUCUUGACGUACGAAGAGCUAGUUUACUGGCAGGAACAUUUUAAACUUCCAGAUCACGAGGCAGGUCUGUCACCUCAACUGUCAGUCACAAAGAGGUCAAGACGCUCGUUAUCAGAAGCGAAGAAACCUGUCACGCAACCUUCACUAGUAGAGUGGCUUCCCUGGCAAACAACGUUACAACCUGUUAAGGCUGUCACACAUUCUCGCCGCACGCAACAUUUAGUAGAGCUCUUAGAGUUUACGGAGCUUCAUGGCGGUCACGGGCCAGACGGCGAUGAAAGCUACGAUCUGGAAAUGUUAUCUUUUUUGAACGAGGAUGACGUUUUGAAACCUGGGCAAACAGAUUGCGCUGUUGCUGAGGUUCGUGUUGCUGAUGACGAUGGUGGUUGCCAGGAGAACGAGGUCACAAGGAAAAAUGUUAAGAAAGCAAAGAAGACUCGAAAGAAAUUGCAAAUGGAGGGUGAGGCUGAUACCGGAGAUGGCGGCCAAGACUUAAGUAAGGAACAUGGGGUUGGUGGAGGGAAGAGGAAUGUUAAAGGAGCAAAGAGGCGAUCGCCCGAGAAUAGAGCGCGUUGGAAGGAGUUCCUGAAACGGUUUGAUAACAAAGACGAAGAUUUCGAAUCUGAUGGAACAAGUGCAUGCGCAGGACCAAACGAAGACUUGUCAGUGGAAGAUGAAUUACGAAACCCGGAUGAUGCAGUACAGGAUAGUGACCUACCUGACGUAGGAGAUCUCCAUGAACAAACCGACAAAACUUCAGAGGCCGAGGCUGAUAAAAUAAUGUUACGAAAAGGCUGCAAUGAAGCUAACGACGAACCAGUGAUGCUGAAGGGAGCCGGACGUGCUCACGAGUCUGAGGACGGCUGUGUUUCUGAUACUGCUUCUGAUGAACUGUCCAAUCUUCUACCCACUGCAACGCCUGAUUUUCAUGGUUUUAAUGAGGGUUUUAAGCUCCAUCGGACACGUUUUGUCUCCGCAAUGGACCCAGUCCCCACUCCUCCUUCUUUAGAUGCUUUAGAUAAGAUAAGCCUAUCGCCUUCAAGUGUAGAACUUGACGAGUUUCCAAUAAAACCCGACGAGGAAUCUCAGAAAUCGUGUAGAAAUAAUCUAGGUGGAAACGUAGACAAGUUGUCUUCUUCGGAAAAGGCUUUGUCGGCUAUGUCACCUAAAGCUUGCUUUGGGGGUGACUCACUGAUAGAACCGUUUUUGAUGGGUGAUUUUCUAGAGGAUGAUGACACCAAAGCUGGCAAAGAGCUUAAUAAAGAAAGCGUGUUAAUAAAUACUUGCCUAGAGAAAGAAGGUCGAAUUGCCGAAAUAUGCACUGUCGCUACAUCUGAGACCUUUGUGAGUGAAGCUGAUCAAGAAGUGAUCAAAAAUCAAGGGAAUCGCUCAUAUAAUAGUUUGAGUUCUGCGCACAAUGUUGAUAGCUCUGUAUUUAACCAAUGUGAGGUUCAGACCUUAUGUGAUGUUCCUAGUGGAAUGGAUAAUAACGUGCCUGGAAUUUCAAAGAGUGGAGAUGAGGACUCGAAAGUUGUGUGUCCUAACCAUGACGCAGAGAGUGGUUUUGAAUUUGGUGUGUGGUGUGGCAGUCCAAUGAACGAGUUUAAUGAGCAUGUGGAUGAAAAUUGUUUUCCUCAAGAUAAUCCAGGCUUUGCUGAGGCUUUUUUCAUGGACGAAACCGAUGACGACGCCUUCACUGAUUUGACUUUGCCUGAAGACGUUACCACUGAAAACAGUCAAAAGAAACCUGAUUGCGAACAAGAGUUAAUCACAAGAGAUGAGUCAAAUAGUUUACUAUGUGAGUCGAAAACCUUGGAUGAACGUAAAACUAAAACUGAGUUCCAAAGUUCCAAAGUUCUUGACAAAGAGAUAAAAGUAAAGCCUUCUGCGAAUUCUAAAGCUUCAGCUGGAACUGAUCUGCAGGCGUCCAUUAGCAAGCUAAGUGCUUUUCAGCGAAGCUCUGCAGAUAGAAAAUAUUCGUCGAAGUUAGUCAGUGACUCUUCCGAAGCCACAGGGUCUGAAUUAAGUAUGAAGAAUAAAGACGGCCAAAAGAUUAAGGAUUGUCUUGAUGAAGGGGCUUUACCAGUAGAUGUCGGACAAACUUUUCCUGAAGUCAUCUCUAGAGGCGAGCACUCCAGUGCUACUGCUAGUGAUACAGGAGUGCUGGAUGACCGUAGGAACUUGGUAGCAGCUCCACCUGUUUCGUCAACACUUCCACUCAAACAAACGUCAAACAAAUUCAAAUUAAAGGCCAAUCGUUUUACAGAAACCCCUCUGGUUGGGCUGCCUUCUCGGGUAAAAGGCCAAGAAAUGCCCAAGAAAGAAGGGAAUAUAACUGUAGUGCCAACUAGUGGAAUGGUGACGAAUGGAAACAUUGAUACUGGUAUCAGGAUUGGUCACGAUGCUGUUGGCAGUGCUAGUAGUAGUACUAGUACCAAUGCUGCUGGUACUACUGCUAGCAAUAUUAACAACGAUGAAAAAGAUAAUGUAGAUAAUGUUUGUAGAUCGCCGCUGCCUAAAAAGCUUAAACUGAGCAGAAACCGUACUUCGCCUAAAGACAAAGGGAUCCAGGCAAAGAAAUCGGAGGGUCCACAAGCCAAGCCCAUGAAUUUUGGAUCGACGAGCUCGUUGAAAAUGAAUUCCAAGGAAGAACUCCGUGUUGUGAAGUUACAAGGGACUUCAAUAAAUUGUUCAUCAAGGCCAAAUGAACCCAUGAACUCGGAAACGGUGGCAAGAGAGCCCUCUUCCACAGACAUGGUUUGUGACGUAUCGUUAGCCAAGGACUGUGCAGCCAAUCUGUCGAAUUUACGAACUCAUAACGGCACUGUUGUAGCGGUUAUGGAAAGCGAAGAUGAAAAUGACAAAGAGGACGACGAAGAAGAUGUUAUUCGUCCCGUUAGGAAAACCAUUUCACUAAGAAGGCAGGCUUUAUCAAGUCCGUGCUCCCAGGAAGGCUUUAAAAGGCCGGCUGAUAAGCAAUGCGAGAAUCAACCUCAUAGUUUGUCAUCUCGCAUUGGUCGAUUGGGGUCAGAGAGUGACGAGGAAUUUGAAGUUGACAAAUCAGGUCAGUGUAGUCUACAGUGAUAGUGAUACGUCCGCAGUCCAUUGUUUGAGGCUUAACGGGGCCAUGUCACCAGGAUAUGGUUGUUUUAGGUACUGUUUAAGAAACGAGCAGGAGUGUAUUACCAGGUUCAAGAACUCGGACGGAAGCCGAGAGUUUUUAAACCUGAUGAUACACGACUGCGAGUUUUUUGAACGGCUUCAAAAUCUCUGACAUAGAUCAGCUCAUUCUUGCACUAAUAUUUCGAUUUGGGUUAUUUUGGUCAAAAAAAAUGUACGAAAAGUUUAGCCGUAUCCUUAUCAGAUAUCAAGACAAUCAUUAAAUAUUAAUUCCUUUUGUUUUUUUUUUCUUUAUGAAUUAUUAACGAAUUUUUGAGGUCAAUUCUGUGCUGAAGUUAUUACUUAGUACCUUUCAUACCCGAAAAGACGCUGGGAAGGAAUCAGAGGCUUGAUGUUCUAGAUACUUCGAGCAACAACAAUUAGCCGUGUAUCUCUUUGAAUUGAAAUCAUUAGGCCAUUUCCACGAUGACGACAUUUGACUACAACCCCCGGGAUUCAUUUCAUUUUUGCUUUCUUACUUAAAUUUAUCAAUCCCGCUGCUCCGCUGAGGAUUAAAACCAAAAGCCUUAACUUGAUUUUUGUAGAUAGAAAAAAAAACAGACUGAAGGAUUCUGGUAUCUGUAAUGCAAUGACGUCAUCAUGCAAUUGUCCUAUACUGUGCAUACUGGGUGAAAAAGUUUUGUUCUCCUACCCUGUUGUUGACUCAAAAGGAUUCUAGUUCCUUUGGUUUGCCUUGAAAUUUCCCAUGGUGGCAAAAAGUUAGAGAAUAGUGCUACACCAGGCUUUGUGCUGCCUAAUAGGCUCUUAUAUUAAAGUGGCCGCAAUUAAUUCAGGCUAAUUGUGUAUGAGCGUGAAAAUGAUAACCAGUUUAAGCACAGUCAUUAAGUCUAAUUUUCAUAACCAGAACGAAUCCGGCCUGAAUCAUCCAGAGCUUGCCCAAGCAAACCUGGAAAGGAGAAAAGAAAAUCUUUUGGGAUUGGUGGUAAACACGGCACACGGAAGUCUGUCGAUUCAUUAAGAAAGGUUAGUAGAUUAUUGCCACUACUGUCAUUUCUUAACCAGUUGCGUACCCGAUCGGUAGUUUUUCAUGUUUGCUUCUAAGUAGAUGCAUCAUGGCUAAAUUUCGUGGACUUUCCAUUGUUCCACAAAACUAAAUUCUGGACUCAAACUCAAGCCUAACCCAGGGCAGUGUCACGGCAGUCCAGUUCAUUUUGUCAAUCACUCACCCUCAAUCGCUAUGGAACUUAAAGUAAGCAAAGAAAUUACUGGUAAAUGACAAAAUCAGAGAUCCGAGACAAACAAAUAUGUCUCCUGAGCAUUAUUUUUGAAGUUGCAAGCAGCAGGGAUCAACUUUGAAAAACUGUUAGGCUGAACAGUUUUCAAAAACCCUAAUUUCAAUCCGUUUCAAUCUUCUUCAGUUUUGCCCAUCCGUGGCAUCUGUUGUUUCUGUUAUGUUAUUUUAACCUUCCUUUAAAGUUUUCGGCGGUUAUUUUUAUGUUUCUGUUAAUUAAACGGGCAUUUUGUAAUUUCCUAAUUUGGCUGAAUUUCGUGACACAGCUCUUUUAAGCAGCGACGUUUUCGAGUGACUCUUGCCAACCUGAAGUGGACUUCUUGAAUUCUUUGGCAUUGGUUCUGCCCAAAUUCUCCGGCGAUUUGUCUCCAUUAGAGUAAAGGCACUCAGCGAUACAAAUUUAGUAGCGUCAAGGCAUGUUAAAAGGGAAAAAGCCUCACUUCCGUUUGACUUGCGUGGCUCAAAAACGCUUUUGCGGUCUCUAUACAGUGUGGAGAAUGUGCCUGUUGAUAUUUCAGUUCUCAAAUCUGAAUGUUGCUUUGUUACCUCAAGAAACAUUUUGGUAGAUCAAACAUGAUACCAUUAUGUAGGUGUCAACAUUUUCGGGUAACACGGUUACCCUCUGACCUUAUGGAUUUUGCAAUCUUGCCCGCUCAGCUACGUAAAGCAGUGUCUCGUCAGUUAUGAUGUAAUGUGACUUUUAAAGGGGCCAUGUCACGAGGAUAUUGCUUUCUUGAUUAAAUUAUUUUCUGAAGUCAUUACUUAGUACCUUCCUGUAGCGUUAUGAUUAAGAUCUCAAACAAAUUUCACCAGAGAGCACAAACCAUUUUUUUUGGGGGGGUGAUUUUUGCAGGCAGAGCAUUAAAAGUGGGCCAAAUUUUUUCAUGUUCCACGUCUAUUUUUUCCAUCCAUAACAACAGACGACUGGAAACAGUUUCAAUGCCUAAAUAUAGUCUAAAGUAAUAAAACUGGGCCAUUAUUUUUGGAAUUAUGCGGAGACACGUUUUAGCUUUUCAAAAAGAUAGCAAAUCGCGUGGCAUAGCACCUUUAUGUAGCCAGUGGAAGAACACGCUGUUGGGGAAAAUUCCUAGCUAUGUAGAAAAAAGGCCCUAAGUGGUUCAAGUAUUAUUGCAGUGACAAUUUUAGUUGUUAUCUUCCCAGAAAAACAAAAGUAAGCCUCGGAGAAACCAUUUCCUCGACGACGAAGCAGAGCUGUCCGGCAGCGAUAUCAAUGAUUUCUCUUCCGACGAAGAAGAGGAGGAAAACGGGGAGGAACAGGAUAGCUUUAUAGACGACUCCACUCAAAUGACACAGAGAACACCUUCUGCUGCAAGACCACGCCAUGCCAGCUCACCCAUGGACAUGAUGGCGGUUUAUAGACAGUCUCUUCGGAGCCCACUUUGCAGUUCACUGAACUUUAAAACACCUUUGUUUCAUAAACAGCGAAACAGGUACAAAAUGGUGUAUAAAGCAGUUGAUGAGGGCAGUGAAUCUCCGUCUGAAGCAGAGGAGACUUACGGGUCAGAGAGCGUGUUUGAGAACGAGGUUGAGGAUGAGGACGAAAUAGAUGGAUAUCGACAUGACAGUUUGCACGAAAACGAAGUCACGCGUUGGCCCCAAAGUGAAGGCGAUUCUCGCGUGGACAAAUCCUUUGAAGAAAGUCAAAUUGGACGACCAGUUAAGAGUAUGAAGAGAAAGCGAAUUUUGGAUGAUACCCUUGAAGAGGAAGUUUCGCCGAAGUUAAGCAAACAGAGCAAAAUGCCAGGAACGCACGACAAAGAGAACACUGUUGAACUGGGACCUCCACUGAGACCUCCACCACCACCACAGCGUCAAACUAAUGCGUUUGGAAACUUCCCAGCUAAAUCCAAGAUUACUGGAAAUAAACUUAACAACGACUUUGUCAAGUCUACUGACGUUUUAGCCGACAAAAGAAAUUUCCAUGACAACCACACGUCCCUACAGCGGUCAGCAAGUAACAAAGAGAGUAUGCGCAAUACGGGUUCUUUCGUUAGUGAGUGGAACAAUGAUAUUAGUGACAGUGAAUUGCUCAAUGCCCUUGAAAGUGAAGGAGAAAACUCUUCAAUAAAGUAAGUGAGCGAAAUAAAUUUAUUUGAACUCGUUGAAUUUCUGAAAACGUUUCUGCUCUUUUUUCUUGUUCUCUGCCAUUAUUUGUGCUUAUUUUCUUGUCCAAUCCAGGGCUGCAAAUAGUUCUUUUUUUCUGUAAGGCCAUCUGCUUGGCCACAUAACUAUUUCAGCUGCACAAAUCAGAAAUGUUUUUGGUCACAGAUUUUGUUGACUUUUAAUUUCCUUAAUUACUUUAUAGAUCUUCAGUAAUUUUCAGUGUGGAGCUAUUUUGGUAUGAGUAAGCACUGAGGGAGGUUUGCGCUCGUCUUGUAAACUUUGUCUGCAACGAUUUGGUCGGUAAACAUUUCGCGUUGAUCAGCUCAUCUUUGGACCAAGAGGAUAAGCGCAGACUGGCAAAAAUGAAGAAGUUAAAAAGGGAUUGCAUUCGGGUAAUCUUGAAAAACGUCGGUCCAAGUUUAUCUAUCUUAAUGUACGAGUGGAGAAUAAUUUACAUCUGUUUGUGGCCUUUUUUUGAAAUCUAUUUUACCUUCCAGGAAAACACCAGGAAUCAACAUUUUCCAAUAUCAAGACAUGAAAGAAAUCGCGGUGGCUAUGGAAAUGACAGAUGACGACGUUGUAAUGGAACUAAAGGACCUUCCAACGUUCUCACUCGGUUUUGACUUUUUGUCGGAGACUUUUCUCACGGACAAUGCGAGUACUGGAGACUGGAAUUCUUCAAAAAUCAAUUCAGUGACUCUGACAGGACGGAAGAGUGAAAACUGUAAGAAUACCAUAAAGUACAGUUUUUCUAAUGAAUUCAGCAACGAAAGGAACACAUCCACGGUUUCAAAUAGGACGUUAAGCUCAUCCAACAAAGACGACGGUAUUUCUCGGAAAGCGGAAAAGUUUACAAAGAUAGUUCAGAGUUCUAAACAUUCCCUGGAAAGUUCUCAUCAAGUACCGGAUAAUAACUCAGAAACAGAAAACAAGACAAGUGCUAAGCCUGUUUUAAGCAAGGUUUCUCAAUCAACAAGAGUUGCUCCUCAGAAUGUUGUAAAACCAAUUAUGCCGAACAGUAGUUCUCUUACUUCAAAUGAUAGACCUGGUUCCAAGAAUCUGUCGACCAUGGAUACCCAUAACGAUCAGCGGUCUGUUUCUGAAGCGCAUGCGAAGUUGCAGGUGGUAACACCCUCAUGUCGUCCCACUCCUCUGGGUACCAGGCCUGCGAAUAGUCCUCUUCUCACGGUAAGUCUGAAGCCAGCAGAAUAAUUACGUAAGAAGAGACGACAUCAUGUGUCUGAUAUGAAUUUUCAAUUGUUCGAUGAUUCCUGUUCUAGCCUGCUUCAUAAAUGGCCCGUAAUUCAAAGCGAAUGUUAACAAAAAUGUAGUGUGAUUUGCUUAUUCCGAUCCGAUGUCCAAACCUCGUUCAAGUUAGAGAUUUCGUUUGUUCUCUUCGUUGACUAUUUGGAGCAAGGAGGCGAACGUGGAUGGGUAUACCGGAGGUUUGCGCCUAGAAUAGGCUGGAAAUGAAAGCGUAUGAUUUAUGAGCGCUUUCGAUGGCCUUGCAUAGACUGUUUAAGGCGAUGCGGAAACGCUGAAAUUAUAAAAAAAAGUGGGGGCCGUGUUGGGCUUUUUUUGUUAGAAUCUCAUUCAUUUGACGACGCAGGGAAAACAAAACAAAUAAGGAGGACAACGAGAACCGUAGGAAUUAGGAGGAGGAUUCUAACAGUAGAGAAGGUGGUGAUGAAGGGAAAACGACAACAACAGCAAGAAAAUGCGAUGGUGAUUGCGGUGGAGGAAAACCAAAAAAUACUUUAAAUUACCUUUCUUGUGACGUCGUCGACUCAUCGACGUUUAUGUGUUUCUUUUCAAGUAAGUAAGAUUCCACCUAAAAAAAGGCCUAAUCCAUUCUUACUAUACUACUAACUCUUGCGUGAAGGGUAGCUAUCUAUAUGUUUUCGUUAAAGUUUACAAAGAUUAAAAGUUGUGGAUAUUGCCUUAUUUUAUUGUAAUAAGUGUUUUUUUAUUCUAGUCAUCGGACAAAGGCAAAGAAAAAACAAUAAUCUUGGUCGAUACUCGCGAAAUCUCAAGUUCUCAGGUGAGUUCUUAUCUAACCAUAUUGUUUCUUUCCCUUGCCAUGUUUAAGUAACAAAUUCUUUUGGGGGUUUUCUUUAGAAAAGUGAAAAUCGCUUUGCACCACUUUCAGUCGCUUUGAAAAAUGAACGAAUCUGAUUAUUUUGAAGUUACAAUUUGGCUUUCAAAAAACGCUAACGCCAAUUUGCAGAAAAAACACACUCAACCAGUCAAGCGCGGAUAAUUCUGCCUCUUGUUCGAUGAGGAGCGUGUAAGUUUUCAAACAAAAGAAAUUUGAGAAUUUUACGUGAACCAGUUAGUCUUUAAUAACUCUAUAGAAUGUUGCAAGUUUGAUGUCAAUAAUUUUCAGUUUGAUGUUUACUGAUACAAUCAUUGCUAUCCUUUCCUCUCAGGUAGUUUCCUUAUUACGGUUAAAGCAUAACAUGAAGGCGGAAGUGUGUCAGCUGACCGGUUGUGACUACAUUGUCAGUAACAGAAUGGCUGUUAAGAGGAAAACAGCUUCCGGUAAUUUGUUUGUUGUCUCUACGUUCUGUGAAAACCACUUGAGAAGAGUAACGGCUCAGAGACUUCGUGAAACGUUGCGAAAAAAUUUGUGCAAAAAAAACUUGGUGAAACCUAAGCGCAGGGCGCGUCUUAUCUUUUCCAGAGGCAAUCAGCUAUUUUUUUUUGUCUGGGCGGCAUGGAGUGCUUCCUACUCGAAAACGUUGUUAUUUCAGCCUUCUAAAUUUACAGUGAAGUCUCCUUAAUAUGGCCACCAGAGACAUGGCCAAGUGUCUGCAUUAUAGGGGUGUUCGUAUUAUAAGGGUUGGAAUUGUAUAAAUUUUGGUAUCCAGAUUUGCCAAUCCUUGCUCCUUUACUCGUGACAUUGGGUCAGUGUUGUGUCGAUUUCCACUUUGUUUUUCUUAUGGAUGACGAAUUUUGACCCAUCUCUCCGCGCAAAAAAAUGCCCAAAAAAAUGUUUGGCAUUAUCUUCUAGUUUGGCAUAAAGUCGACUCCCUUAGAAUAGUCUUUGAUUCGCUUUUAGAUGUGGCAAAUGGAGCCAACAGUCCCAAGCUGGUAGAGUGCAUGCGCAGAAUGUGUGAUCUGUACGACAGGCCGUGCUUAAUCAUCGAGAAAGAUCGUGUGAGGCCAGGAGAAACAGAGAAAAAAUUGUGAGUAUAUCGUUGAUAUGAUGUCACUUAACGAUGCGUGAAGUGGCUUCAAUGACCUUCAAAGGUUAGUUCCUGGUCUUACGUGAUACGAAUAUGUGUUAAUAAACUUUCGCUUUUUUUAUUUUCAGUAUCAAGACCAAAGCUUAUAUGUUUACUCUGGCAUGCAUCGCUCAGACUCAUGUGAAGAUUCUGUUUAGUGACUCCCACGGUAUGAAGCCUAUGGCUAGAAACAAAAUUUGGGAAUAUACCAAAGUUUUAUGUAAUGUUUUGGGUGGUUCUGUUUGGCUGCCAGCGUUGUUUUUCGUGCAAGUUGUCGCGCAAAAAUGUGGCGCUAAAAGUGUGUGUUUUUAUUGAUCCCUUCACGUGUACUAGGUUCGCACGGAACUAUUUUUACGUUGUUGGUUGCUGAAAAUGGUAGUAUACUCAUAAAACAAGCUCAACGUUCAACGCAGCGCUUUUGCAUGAAAAGAUGCACGAACAAUGGACACUUAUUAAUUGUGUGUCCAGGAAGCCGCCAAUUCAUUUCUGUCCUCGGGCACGAUAUGCAAAGCCUUUCUAAGUUAAGACUUUCACGGGUAUCGUAAGUAUUGUUUCUAAUCAGUCUUAACAAUGUGCUAUUGUUAGAGAUCAAUUCUUUUGGGCCUGUUUACAUGGACGUAGGGGAACCCAGAUAGGUGAGGUAACAUAUGGUGGGUCACCCCACCUAUCAUAUAAACGUGAUCAAAUUAAAAUGAGAGAUUAUAUGGACAGGCGGGUUACCUCAGGCCCUUUGUAUUAGAGCUGAUCCAAAAGGUUUUCGUACCGGAGACGGUUGAUUUUAUUUAGGAUAUUUCUUAACUUAGAAGGGUUUUGUGCUCUAGCCUGGUUUGUACCUCCGGAAUUGGCAAAUUUUAGCUCACCAUUACGUGUCACGCCCGGUUAAUUUAGGUAGCGUUUGUGAUCGCAAAAGUGCCAUUUCCUGGUUUAUCCAUAGCAUAAUUUGAACCGAACCAACGCUAUAAACAUAACUAUUCCAGCCUACUCUGGGACUCAUUUCAGACAGUGGGUCCAAAUCAACCCUAGAAAAGUGAACCAUAUGGACGCUAAUAAAGACAACCAAAUUAGGCCCCUUAUUGUGUACUGCGUUUAUUUUGCAAACCGAAACAGCCCUAUGUUCUGCAUUUUUCUAAUCUUCGAAUUACAAUGUGCAAGAGGUGAGGAGAGCGCAUGAGAUCUGAACGAGAGAUGGACUGUAACUGAACCCUGUUUUCGAGUUACUAAAGGCGCAGAGAAAGUCAACUGUGAACAUUAUUCGAAUUGAUCGAAACAAACAAUGAUUUAAAAAUCGUUUUUUUUCUACAGAGCAAACAGCAACACUCUUAGCGGAACUAGCCGCCAUUGAGACCAAAAAGGGAACCACUAUUACAGCACCCACCUCUCUCAGCAAAGAACGUGAACAGGUACAAAUGAGUCUCCUCCAAUUACCGACCUUCUUUGCGAUUGUUUAAUUUUUGUGGUAUUGCACCAUUUUAACAAGUGCUCGCUUUGGUGAACAGGUACAAAUGAGUCUCCUUUAAUUACCGACCUUCUUUACGAUUGUUUAAUUUUUGUGGUAUUGCACCAUUUUAACAAGUGCUCGCUUUAGUAACUUCAAAGUCUUGAUGCGAUUCUGUUGUGAGCGACGAACGUCAACCGGAAGUGAGGGUUUUUCUCUUUUAAUAUGUCCUAAGGCUACCAAAUUUGUAUGACUAAAUGUCGUUAGGCCGAUACACACGAGGGUUUUUGCUCCCGGAGCAUGCUCCAGUCUCAUUUUGCAUGUGUCAGUACACACGAGGGAGCGUUUUCAAGUUCCCUCAAUUUGCUCCCCGAGCUUGCUCCCAAAUAUUUAACCGGUUAAAUAUCGUGGAGCAUUUUGCGGGGUGGAAAUUCUGCUCCCGAGGAAGAAGUAUACCCAUGAAAUCGUUGGUACACACGGAGGAGCUUUGCUCCCAGAGCGUGCCCCUGGAGCAUGCUCGGGGAGCAAAAUCCCUAAUGUGUAUCGACCUACGAUUUGCCCAAUAUUAUUUUCAAAAUAACGGCCGAAGAUUUCAAAAAGUUCACUUCCGGUUGACGUGCAUGGCUUGAAAACGUCGUUGCUUAAACUCCCUUAUUUUUUUUGAUGGUAGAGGGGGUCAGAAAAAUGAUUACGCCUGUUUUCAUGAUUUAUGAAGCGCAACUUCAUUUGUACUUUUUAUAUAUGAUUUUUUUUCUUUUUCAGGUUUUCCGUGUUGUUCUCAGUUUUCCGCAUGUGAGUUAUAUCACAGCUCUCAACAUGUGUUCCUCUUUCAAAACGCUCCAUGAAAUCAUCAACAGGUAAGGUUAUUUCAACCCGCGUUGGUCUUCUGGCUCAUAACGCAGAGAAAAACUUUCUCGAAGAAUUUACAUGAAAAUAGCGUUUAGUUCCCAGAGGAGAGAAAUGCUUUGGUUCUUGACCGCCAACAUGGCCGGCGUGACGUCACGUGCUAACCAGCAUAUUCCAUCAUUUGUUUAUACAAAAAAGAUUGUUUGAAGUUCACUGAGUUCACUUUUGUUGCGUGAAGCUUAUAAAAAAUGACAGAAGACCUGAAUGAUGUCGUAGCUCGAAAUGGGCGCUGUUACACAAGGUUAAGUUUUUAAGUCAACUUUCCAAGAGGUUCAAGCAUAACAAAAGUUCAAGCUUAAAAGAAUUUGAUCGUUGUGUUUUUGUUUGCCCUUAUUUUGCUGACUGAUUGGACAAACCACUUCUUUUUCACGUGUGAAAAACAUCGUUCAUUCCUCUGAUUGCCUAAAACUCGUUUGUGUAUGUAAUAAAAUAAUAACAACCAGGCUUAACAUACUAGAGCGAUAAUUCGAAGUAUACAUUUUGAAUUUGCAGUACUGCGGCUGAGUUGGAGAGUAGAACUCCCAGCCUGUCCAGGCCCCGUGCUGCAGAGAUCUAUAAAUACCUUCGACACAAGUUUAACCCUGAAAUGGUAGCCUCCAAGAAAUAAAUCGAUGAAGAAAAGGAGCCACGCGGUUUGCGACUUGUUCAUAUCGUUGUUUUUGUUGGGUUUUUGUGAAAAUGAAAGGUGUACAUGUGUUCAUGUGAAUUCAGAAAUAAUAAUGAUAAUAGCAAUAAUGAAUUUUCUAAAUAAUAGAAAUGUAUUAAUAAUUAAGUAUGUGAAUUAAAGAGACGUAUUGUGAUCUGGUGACUGCAUUUUCUUGAUGCUUAAUUUUAGAUAGUCGUUGUUACUAAAAUACCUUGAGAGGUGUACUUGACUACAAUCCUUCCUUUUUCCUGUGCAAAUUACCGUCAGCGUUCUUUGAUUUAUUCAAGAAUUGUGGACGAAAUGAAUCCAGGGAGUUUUGGUCAUAUAACGCUAUUACCCCGUAAAAUGGCUUUGCGCACAUAAAUUACAGAUGUCAUUAGAGAUGAAAUUUUGAACGAGACGCACGGCGACGGCUCGACAUCCGAUGGAAAUGAUUUUUGAAUUAUUCAUACUUGAUCCUCCUUAUUGGUCUCUCGAUCUUCAAAAUGGGUGCCACACAAGUGCAAGAGUAUGUUUAAUCUAGCUUUCCACCUUUUGAUUUGUGUUUCAAGCACCAAAUCUUUUUUUCGGGUUUGAAGUUUCGUAGAAGCUUUUUUUUCCCAGAGGCGACUUUACAUAGGCUACCCAGGUGGCGUUCUCCGGCCGAGAGAGUCUGGAAACGUACGAUUCAAAAUGGCGGCGAUCGCUGGCGAUUACUGGCGUUUACAACUCAUUUUAGAACUUUAGAAUCAUUUUUUCCUUUAAAUUUUAACCGUGAAAUUGAAAAUGAUGGCUGGAAAUUUUUUCCUCCUGUUCGUUUUCAACGUUUUGUUCUCUUUCCACAACGCUUUUGGCAGAGACAUGUGGCGGUAAGUCGUUUUAUUUGUCCAACGAUACAAAAAGUGGACCAGGACCUUCGCUCGAUUUGUUGUUAAAGUGAAUCUGCGUAUAAAAGUAUAUGCUGCAUCAUUUUACUUAAAGAUACAGGAGUCAAGAAGGCGAUGGAACAUUGUUUUCUACACAAAAUUCCGUAAGAUUUGCAUUUCUGUUAACUUACAGUUAAUGUGAGGUUGUCAUUUAAUUAACUCAGUAUAAAUAAUGUCGAGCUUGUUCAACUAUUUCAUGCAACCUUGUCUUGUUAUGAAAACCACCCAUCAACUGCACCUUCAAAAUAACCCGAAGUCCUUAUUUUCCACUGUGAUUUGCGGUGCUGUCAGCUCUUUUCAGACAAUCCAGGAGACUCCAGAUUUUGGACAGUUAUCUCCCAGUCUCCAGAUUAGAGUGUGACAUCUUCCAGAUAAUUGCUGAAGUUUGCCAUUUCUUCAACUUUUGGCAAUACAAUUUCAACUAUUUUGCUUUGUUUGAGUUAUUUUAAUGUUAACAUCAAAUGUUUUCGCACUACCUCCAGUAUGCCAUUGUAACUGGUGUCAUGUGAUUGGUGGGAAGUAAACCAAUCAGGACAAAUGUGACAAUGCCAACAACAUCUUUUUUGCGCGUGUUGUGUCAUUGCAAAUUUGUGAUGAUCGGAACUUUAACAGGUUUUUUUUGCACAAAUGACAUUAUGUGCUAUGCGAAACGACAUCAUCUAUCAUCCCUUCCCUAUCAAUUCUCAAUAUUUGAAGAUGUGGGGGGUUGACAGCCCUGUAUUUGAGCUGGUGGUAAGCUAUCUUUUGGCAGCUAAAAUAUGCUGUUAGUUACAUCCCUGUGAAAUAUACUGUGGAAAUAAUUUUGAUCUUUCCGAAUCUAUACAUGUCUUAAACUCUUACUGACUUCUUGCUCGCAUCAUUCACAAAGAAGUACUUGACCUUCAACUGUUACCUCUUGUAGGAUAUCUUGUGUUGUAAAAUGUUGAAGUUACAGCACUUUUACUUACACCUGUACACAUGCGAUUAAACCGUCUAUGUCUAUGAGUGAUCUAAUGAAACUAACAAGAAUGUCCUGUGUUAGUCCAACUAACAAGUUUAUAUCAUCCGACCAUGUCUUCACAGAUAGUUUUGGAGCAUGUAGGAGUGAAUGAGAAUGUGGAGUGGUGUUAUCCAAAUGUCUGUUCUCUCAAGAAUAAGAGGCAAGUUUAUCAUCAAUUUUUCAGUCUUGUAUAAAGUGCCUUGUAGUGUGAUAUGACUUGGUAUUUCUCUUUUCUCAUAGCUUCACCAAUGCGAUCUUACAUUGUUCAAAGCCAGGAUUUCACCCUGUUGCUUCCAUCAUGAAUGACUCAGAUGUCCGGGUUGGUGUUGUUGAUGCUUCUCUGUUACAUAUAUUGUAUCUCUACAACAUAUUUUCUAUUUCAAAAGAGUGGUAUUUUUUUGUCGUAGAGUGUCACAAGUUUUAAAGAUUAUCCCUAAAGACAGCAGAAAAACUUACUGAAAGAUGUUUCAUUGAUGACUUUGGUUUCUCCUUAUUCAGUGAAUCUCUUUGAGACCCAUUUUCCUAAAAGUUUCAUCAAAGUUUGUUUCCCAGAACAGAGAACUCUUGCAGAGUGGUUUUAGCCUAAGAAUUCCAUCAACUUAGAUUUUGAUCAUGAUUUAACUUUCUAAUCCAAACUACUUUUUGUAUAAGCACUGUCAAAAUUGAUCAUUUAAAAUGCCAGGAAGGCCUGUAUGUCCUUUAUAAAAUUUUCUACCAUUUAAGUCAGUAAACUCUCUGUUUGCUAUUCUUUCAGAAUGUAAGGUACAUUCAAGUUGUCCACAGCCCAUUUUACUAUGAAUGGUACCUUGCUUAUGACCAGGAACUGAGAAAGUAAGCUAUCUGACAGCCAUUUAUGAAAGAAAGUAUAGUAAUUAACACCUUUUAACACAGUUGUGUGCAUGAGUAUUUUGCUCUUAAGGUUUCACUUUGUUUUUGACUAUCCCUUUUUACUUCAAGUUAAUUUUUGCACUUACAAUAGCAACUACACUAAGUUGUGUAUAAGUGCUCACUGCCAAAACUAGACAUGCCAAUCCCCAAAAGGCAAAAAAUGUGAGCUAGCCUAGAGCUGGGAAAAGUAGUGAGAAAUAGGCAAAAAGUUGUGAGAUGUCGUGAAUUUCUGAGUGGAAGGACUUCUACCAGGGAUUUAAUGGGUCUUGAUAGUCACUUAUCACUUAAAAGCUGCAGCUGUAAACAUCUCGAUCAAUUUUACAAUUUAGGUUCUGUAAUUUGUAUGUUUUAUUGGUGGCCACCUUGAAACAAGAGAAAAAACUUAGUCUGGAAAUUAAUAAUGGUGGCAGUGGGAAGUCGUGAUUUAGCUGUAAAAUUAAAAAGUUGGGGCAGUUGUUAUGAUAGUGAUAGCACGCUGUUUUAACUGAAGGACACAUUCACAUGUGAUGUUUUCAGUUCAAAGCCAUGUAUGUACUGGGCUUUGAAGGGUUUAGCAUAUGAUUUUAGUGAAUAGCUAGCUUAAAUUUCAACCACCUCCUCCCCUCCCUGCGUGACUCAGUAAGCAGGGGAGGUGGCUGAAAUUCAGGCUAGUGAAUAGCACUCAGAGUAGCAUUGUCAAUGACAUUUACUGUGUAAAAUUUACCAGUCAAAGUCUUGAGGACUUCAGGUUAUGGAUUAUGGAUCCAAAGCAUGUGUCUGAAUCUGAAAGGAACAGCACUGCUUCUUUCCCAUCUCAGGUAGGUUUUCUAUCAGAUCAGUAGAUGUAUUUUUGUGAAAAUCUGUCACACUGUCUUAAUCAACCUUUGAAAAGGUGGAUGGUGAAAUUUAGAUCCACCAAAAACAAAUAAAAUCUACAAUAAGCUUCUCCUGAACCACAAUGUGCCUGCUGUUGAUCCCAUGCUAAGCAACAACCAAAGUGGUUUCAGCAAAGGGCGGUUUACAAUUUCCCACAUGCUAUCUCUGCGCCAUGUAAUAGAAAAAAUGAAGAGGCUGAAUAAGGAGUUCACAAUCUGCUUUGUAUACUUUUAGCUAAGGAGAUGAAAUCCCUUCUUAUCUGUAAAGUGAACCCUGUGGGGUGCUCUUUGCUAUCUGUGGCUCAUAAUUUGUUCUCUUAUUUUUGUUUUGUUUUGCAGUUUUCAAAAGAACUGACUGGUGUUUUUGUUCAAAUGGGACAAAGCCCCGUUUUAAAAGUGAAAGUGGGCCACAGAUUUGUUAGCUGGGAUGAGUGGAAGAUCUUCAAUAAAUCCUAUAUCACAAAUGAAGGGUGAGAGACUACACAGGACAUUUCGCAUUAAUAAAUUAUAGACCACAAUCAUCAAUAUUGUUUUAUCCUAUUUUUCACCGCCACACCAAUAAGGUAAUGUCAUGUGUGGAUGAAAUGGAUGAAAUGCUAGUGGUACCUUUUGAAUGAAACUUUAUUCAGCAAACCCUUUGAGUUGGGCUCUUUAUUUUGUUAGGAGUUUACAAAAAAGAAAUGUGAACUUUUAUGAAGUUUUUCUUUAGCCACCAUUAGUAGUGAAAGGUGGUUUAAUUUUGUUUAGAAUCAUGUGCUUUUUAGUUGUUUAUCUGUCAGUACAGCUUUACAUGGCCACACUCUCUCCUUCCUGGUUGGUAACAAUUUGGAAGGCUCUCUAAAUCUUGUUGUUGGCAGUAAAUAACUGCUGAAAGGGCUUGAAAUGUUUUGCCCCUCCCUUCCCUCUCAAUCCCAGACAUGCUGCUGUGGUCUUAAGCCCUGUGCAAAUGGACACAACCUUGUUGGAUGUUUGCACACCCUGUUGCAUGUUGUUGUGUGUUGUUGGGAGUUGUUGCCCAAAGUUUGGAACUGGUCAGCCUUUUAGCUAUCUGCAAAUGUUGGGAGUUGUUGGCCAACAAUGUUGUGUCUGUUUGCACUGGGCUUUAAACUUGCAGCAAAUCUUGAUUUGUCAUCUUUGCAUUAGUUUUGAUUUUUUCGGAUACAACAGAUGAUCCUGUCCUCAUUGUUCUGAUUUGAAGAUUUUCUUUAAAUAGCUCUGCAUGUCAUGUUGAUAUUUUAUAGGAAUACUUCCAGUAAACAUAGAGUUGAUAUAAAUUAGUAUUUAUCCUUGAUGCUGCCUUUUGGGGUAAAAAGGGGAGCAAAAAAUUGUGAAUUUAAGAGAUCAGAACAACUUUGAAUUUGAAAAAAUAAUCCAUACCCUCACAAGCAGUGUAGUGCACUUCCAUGGUAAUAAUAAUUAUUGCAGUAGAAUUCAUGCCAUGGGUAAGGUAUGUGAUGUGCAUCUGUCCAUAUUGUGUGAUAGUGGUUUCCAUCUAUAGAUCACUUGACAUGCUUUUUUGUUUCCCCUAGCUACUGGCAAUUUUCUGUUACCAGCGUACCUAAUCACCAGCUGACUGUGUGGAUAGAUGGGCAAUCAGUUGCCCUCCACGAUCAGUUUAUCAGGUGUGAGCAUGCAACAUUUUGGUAUGAGUUCAAUUCAUUUGAUUUACUGGUUAACAAAAAUUUUUCGCUUGCCAGAAGUAGUGUAUAAGUUAUUUGUUUUGUUUUUCAGGAAAAGCUCAUUUCACUUAUUGAAAAUAAAGUUUCCUUACUUGUUUACCAAUCAACUAGAGCAGGUACAGAUACUGUGUUAAAAACCCUGCUAAAUAUGUUAUUUACUCUAUUUUGUUGUGUUAGCUGACUGAGGUUUGAUAUUGCCACCUUUUAUACUGGAACUUCGUUACAUUCUCUUGAACACCCCUUCAAAAAGGAAAUGAGUGGGCCAGGAGACAUUUUUGCAUAGGGACUUUCAUAUUAUAUUCCACACUUAACUCAUGAAUUUAAAUUAUAAUACUCAUGACUCAGUAAUUAACCUAUUCUUCCCUGAACCUUCUGGCAAAAACCCAGAGCAAAUGGGUUAAGGGCUGUGUACCCUGCUACGCCAUAAUGUGGUUGAGCAUAAAUGUGUGUUUGGCAUCAGUUAACCAAAAAAGAGUUGCAGAUCAAGGAUAUUAAAAUGUUGUGGAAGGAACGUGCAGGCCUAAAUUAUGCCAAUGAGAUUAUCUUUUUAGUGUAAAUAAAAGCUGUUAUCGCGACACUUAUUUUUCAGGUGGUGUUGAAAGGUACUUAUCCAAAACAGAGUGUAAUUUUUCAGGUAUAAGAAUUAAAUUAUUGAUUUAAUUUCCUUAAAAUGAAAUAUUUUAUGACAUAAAAUACAAUGCCUUUUGUAACAGGUAACCCUGUUAACAGCUGUCAUUUUCAACGUUGUCUUCUUUCCUGGAAUAUAAUACCAAGAUGUUAGCAAUCUCUGUUUGACUCAAUGAUUUUUAACCAACAUUUUGUAGAGAUAACAAAUUAAGCUGAGCCACUGACCUCUACAAGUUUGACUGAAUAAUUUUUACCCAACUUGGACCAAGGAGCAAGCAUAGCACAGUUGGUUAGUGUGUGCCCUUCGGUGCGAGAGGUCCCAAUUUAGAUCCCCGGUGACAUCACAUCCUUGUUUCAACUUCUCUUCUUUCUGUGUUAAGCUUUAACUAGUUUUUAAAUACCCUUAACAUGGAGCAUUGAUGGAGGGAGGGGGUAAAAUGAGCGCACCGCCGACCUUAAAUUUUCAGUUGAAUUACUGUCACGAGUUAUUGACAUAAAAUAUGGUUACAUUACCUAAAUUUUUUAUUACUUUUACUGUUUUUUUUCUGGUGCAAAAUUGACUCAUAAAAUUGCCUUUCUCUAAUAGGAUCCUUGUGCUUCCCAUGUUGCAGUUCUCAUAAGGUAGCUAUUAUGCUGCUUUUCAUUGAUGUCUAGCAUGGUACAUGGUUAAUUAAAUAUAUUGAUAUAAGAUAAUGUGUUUAUGCCAGUUGAGGGUACCUCACAACUAAACAUAUCAAAGAAUGAUCCCAAAUUUUAAGGAAAAUGAAAGGCUUGCGUACUCUAUGUUGAAGCAUACAAACAAAAAGUGAGUUUUGAAAAACUGUGUUUAUGCUGUUGAUUUUGUUUUAAAUUAAACUUGUUAAAGUGCGGUAAAUAUUUAUAGCCUAUUUCAGAACUUCGAUUAUUAUAACAAUAUGAUCUUGUACAUACUUUUUGCCUAGCAAAUUUCAAUGUUCUUUUUAGCUCAAUCUCUGUGUUAACUCAAGACAAUUUUGCAAGUGCUCAACAGCUGAAAAUGCCCUCAAACUUGCUUAUGGUAAGCAUUUAUAAAAGAUCUGAAUUGAUUAAAUUUACUUUAUAAAAGGUUGUCAAUCUGUAUAAUGUUUGAACUCCAUAUUGCUGAAAUUACAUGACAUUAACUUAGAGAUAUCAGAGCUGACAUGUAGGGCUGGGGAAUAAGAUUCCCCACCCUCCCUCCCAGAGUUGAAUGUGCAGGUGCUGGUACAUUUAAGGGUGCUUUCCAUUGGGAUGAUCUGGAUCAGGAUCAGUGAUCUAAGAUCACCCAGAUCAUUUUACAUCAAAUGAGCCAAUGAAUCUUUUCCCAAGCUAGGGUGGAUUCAUCAUGCCAGUUCCUUUAAGGAACCAUCUGAUACAAGAUCAUCCCAAUGGAAUGCACCCUAAAGGUGUUAGGAUCAGGGUUCAUGGGGUUCAAGUUGCAGAAUCUUUGGUCACACCUACACACCUGUAAAUGAAACACUCUGAAAUAUUUUCCUGGGCCCAGUUGUUCAAACAUUGGAUAGCUCUAUCCACUGGAUAAAUCACUAUCCAUUGGAUGAGUAUAAGGGAAACCAAUUGUGCUAUCCAUUGGAUAGAGAUUUAUCCAGUGGAUAGCGUUAUCCACCUUUUGAACAACUGGGGCCUGGUUCUUAGAAGAAUAAGCCUCAGCUACCCUAUUAGAAAAACAAUACAGUGACUAAAGUUCAUAUUACUAAUUUACUCUUUUACUUCCCCAAGCUACUACAAUCCUGCCUGAUAUCUUAAACUGUUAACAAAACAUGUUUGCAACCUUUUCCUCCUUAGCAAUCUGAAGCAUUUGUGAAGUCUGUGGUAUUUUCUGCAUCAAACCUCGUUGUCCUCUUGGAAUCAGGCAGGGUCUUUGUGUUUAAUGGAACAACACAAACUUGGGGAAAUCCAUCUGGUGAGUUCUGUUAACUGGUGCUUGUAAGCUUAUUAAGACUCUCCUAAGAAAUAAAAUUUGUAACGAUUGCUGUUGAUGAAACAAUUGACUGUCUUGGAGAUUAAACUGACGAUCACAUUGUCAUUGCGAUAAACUUUGACAAUACAAGUUGCACAAUGAAGACAAAGAAAUCUGCAAAAAGUGUGCUGCACGUUCAGUCUUUUCGUUUUCCUUAUAAAAGCUCUUGUUUUUUAUAUUAUUAUUUUCUUGUUUCCAUCGAUCAUCAAUGUCAUAGCAGCUCAAGCUCACUUAUAGCAUUAUCUUAAAAAACAAUUCUUGAAAUGCGACAAUUUGAUUGAAAACGCGCAACAAAAGUGACGUCCUCGGGUACCCAUUGAGAGUCUUCUUAUUGAAAGACAGUUUUUCCCCUUCCACUUUUAAACUUUUGAGGCUGUGGAUGCCCCGAAUCCCCUGGUGUUGCCGUUCAAAUAAAACCUUUUCGUAGUCAGUCUCACUGUGCGUUUUGUAAUCCUUUACAAACAAGUUCUGUGUUUCGAGUGCAUGGAUGAAAUCCUGUAGUGUGACCAUUCAAAUGAAAUCUCAUCUUACGUAUGGUUACAUUCGCUUGGUACUAUCAAUUAGCUGUAUAAACAGAUUCUGAAUUCUUGAGUCUGUAAACAAAAUCUUGUUAGUGUGACCAUUGCUUGGUAUCAUCAGUUUAGCUUUGGGUAAAUGCUUUAUAUUGCCAUGCAACGUAAUUACUUUUACUAUUUCAUCUCUGCGCAGGUUUACCUCAGAGGGGCCUCAAUGGAGUGGCAUCACAGAAAAAAUGCUUGGAAGAUUCAAAGAACGUGGUAACACAAUUCUUGUUGUUUUUAAGCGUAGAAGUAACAAACAAAAUGGUAAUUAGUUUUCUCUUAUUUUACAGAUUAUGACUGGUGUUGUUUUAGGGUGGACAAAUGAG